Molecule: messenger RNA, 1318 nt
Organism: Hypoxylon fragiforme
Lineage: Eukaryota; Fungi; Ascomycota; Sordariomycetes; Xylariales; Hypoxylaceae
Exons: 1
Coding region: 105-758 (217 amino acids)
Source: RefSeq, a predicted model, not a curated record
ACUCCCCUAGGUACCUAUGUGAACCACGAUAGAUAUUUUGAGCUACUUCCCCGUUCUCGCUCUACGGAAAUAUAGGGAUAACCCUACCUAAUAACUAAACCAUCAUGGCGCCAGCAUGGUUAAUUCAACCUACGAUAGACGACGUGUCCGAGUCCCAGGCACAGUCUCGACGACAGGUUGAAGGAAUGGACGAUGCCUCGGCGGACGCCUCGGUGGACGCCUCGGUGAGACCAUUGACCAUAGUUGUCAUUGUUCUCCUAGUCCUCCUCACAGUAGUACUCUCCGUACUCGUAAUAUUACACUUCGUAAGAAAACGACAGCGCGCAGCUCAGGGCGAGUACCAGCAGCCAGGUCCGUUCAUAAGUCAGCCCAGAUUCAAGACCAAGAGCCGGAAGAUGAGCGCCUCCGACCGAGUCGCGGCAGAAGAGAUGGAACGAGCGAUCAUGAUCCGAAAGUCACUUGCUAGCCGGGCGUCCUCGGGCAGUUCUUCAGUAUCAAGGACAUCGAGGACAUCGAUAUACCGGUUGGAGGAGCUUGACCGACAGGAGCGCGAGGGCCUGGCGGCGAAGAGAGAGAGUUGGAAGGAAGAGGAGGCGGGAAUCCUACCCAUGAGACCGACGCCGGGUAUCCACGACACACAGCUAGGCGUACACCCGGCGCUUCUGCCGCAACCCCAACUCGCUUUCCCACCGCCGUCUCGAAGUCCGUCGCCCCUAAGGGGCAUUAAGCCGCCGCAGCUGUAUAUCCCCUCGCGAUAGGGAUGAUCUUUCUCUCGAUUUAUACAUGUACAACAUAUAUUUCACGAGUGGAGGCACCACACUGUUCCGCAAGAAGAGAUAAUUCACCUCUCCUGUGUAUUUUUAUCCUUACGAGAUGAUAUUAUGAACACUUUUUCACACCAGGCGAUUAGUUUUAUUACCUAGGUAGUAGUCAAAGCGCACUCGAAGCAAAACUUGGGGUAGGCGCUUCAAUUGGAUGGAUUGGUUACGGAAAACCACGGUAUUUUCUUGGGAUAAUGUAUACUAGAUCGUGUUACGGGCUUGGGAGUUGGAGCUGUGUAUUAGGAUUGAUACCACGGGGAUGGUGGAUUAAGCAUUGUGGGCGUGUAAGGAGUACAGAGGAUGUUACGGAUCACCUCGGACUGUAUCAAAUAUAUUACCUACCUAGACACAUAGAUGAUUGAUUUGUUUGGAAGGAAAUGAAAAAAGUAAUGCUAUGACUACGAUGAUGUAUGGUUGGAUGAUCAUUUGUAUGACUAGUAGAAAUGACGAUGCUUCAACGCCAAUGGAUUCAAUGUUGAAUUGAUACGUGCCUUAGG